AUGACACAGCCGAUAUAUCCUGAGGACGCCAUACCUUGGGUGGGAUUAUUUUUCACAAUCAAUGCUGCUUCCCUCACUCUGAUAGCAAUUGCAAUGAAGCUACCAGUGGACCUAAACACCGACAUGUCUGUGAAUAAGACUAUCAGCAUUAUUUUCUUUAUCGUCAUGUUAGGUAACUCUCUCCCUUCUUUAGGGCUUAUGAAUGACACUGAACUUCUAACGAAUAUGGUAGCCUUUGGUAUCCUCAUAAUCACCAUCACUGUAAAUGUUUGGAUCCAGUAUGCUACUGCAAAAGAAGAGCUGAUAUAUGUGCUACCAAUGAUUAUGUUAAUAUGUUCCCUUCCAUGGCCCUUUUCGAUAGCUUUGACAAUUCCAGCAUCUAGAAAAAUUUUACAACACCGCUACAAGGAAUUGCAUAGAAUGGUUUCAAAUCAUCAUGAGAUAAACUUCUCUAACAAGCGACUCAAACGUUAUGUUAAAAAGUAUUGGAUGAUGGCAGAGACUAGUAACCCCCAAUUUGCAAUUGCUUGUUCACCAGUUUCUUCUGCUUUUGGGGUUACAUGCUUAUGCCUUGCUUGCAGUUUGUUUUUUUUAUUCGUGCAUGGUGGAUGGAUUUCCUUUACAUAUGCUCACAGCAGGUCUGGCUAUUAUGAGAAAUCAGAAUACAAGUGGUCAAUGAAAUUUAUUAUUAUCAUGCAAACAGUUGGGACAAUAGUAGGCAGUAUUGCACCUAUUCUAAGAUGUUUGACUUCCAUCAGUCAUUUCGACCUAUCCGGGAAAUGGACCAAGAACCAUCUAAACGUGUUCAGAGUAGAGAAAUAUUGGACCCAAAUACUUCAUCUUUGGAAACGCAAUCAUGUGGGUUCAGGUAUCCCAGGCCGUCAUUCCAAGAAGCUUCUCCACAACUUCAAAAACAUGAUUUUGAACUUUUGUAUAGCGCUUCAGAUAAUGAUUGUGAUUAUAUGUAAAACAAUAUGUCUUAUUCCCAGAUCUUUUCUGAUCCUAUUCUCUUGCUGUUGCUAUUUCUGCAAGUCAUUGUUGAAAAGGUUUAAACAAGAACCAAAUGCAUCUAAUAGCAAUGUGAUACCACAUACGGAAGAAUAUACUGGUUAUGUCCUACAAACUGAAGCGGAGGCCAAGCUUUCAAAGAAAAAUACUAAGAAAGUCGUUCAACUCUAUAACUCGAAUUCUUCAUGA
Molecule: messenger RNA, 1197 nt
Organism: Lactuca virosa
Lineage: Eukaryota; Viridiplantae; Streptophyta; Magnoliopsida; Asterales; Asteraceae
Source: the annotation of a GenBank genome assembly